UGCAUUCUCGAGAUCGUCGAAACUGUUGUUACCGCUCUGUGGAGAUGUUGGGGAGGCGUUAUUAAUAUUGGGCGUCGCAGUCGCAGAGUUGGUUGGGGAGAUCUGCUGAGUCUGCGAGUUGAAGAGGGUGUACUGUGAAGGGGACGCUGUGAACUGUGGCACAGGGAAUUCCGAUGCCAUGGCAGUCAUGGGUUUCUGUGGAGUGUCGACCUUAUCGUCGAUUGUGGAGGAGGAAGAGCUCAGGAUGGGCUGGUUGGGUUUCUCGAGAAACAUUCAGUCGACUGAAAGCGGAAUUCGAUAUCGAGAGAACCGGGAACUCGUGCAUGAGAGGGGCCACACUUGUGCCAGAGCAAAUGCGACAAUGCCACAGUCGGGUUUCCGCCGCCAGCUCACCGAGCUACAAUCACGUUGCGGGUAUCGUAGGCGUAGUCGCUCCCUUCUGUCGUGCAGCCUCGCGGUAGCACAAACGAAGAUGAUAACUCUGGAAACACCAAUGGGCCACGUUCCGACGGGCGGUGGGACUGUGGUUGUCAACGGCGAAGUGUGCGACGUUGGGUUUCUGUUACAGCAAAAUAUCGUGGCUUCGGUGGGUGUUCUAUUCCCGGGCCGGCGCCGAAAGAUGGCGAGGGAAUGGGGAAUUGAUAAGCCCACAAUCCGGUCGCAAUCCGGUCAAAUCCGGUCGCAAUCUGAUGUCUCACUCUGGAGGGUUCAGCGACAACGCGGCCGAUGCGGUACUCGAAGGCUGCGAGGGCUGGUGUUGUCGAGAGUCGAGAUCGCAGAGGCAAAGACGUGCAGGAGUGGAGGGUAGGUACAUAGAAGUAAUACCAGCACGCUCUAUGAUGGCACUAGGUUCUGGAGAUAGCCCAAAAUUAUCAACCAGUUCGGUCUCAUUGGCUGAUGGCAUGGAUUGCUGGGGCAAUAUCGGAGGGAGGAGGACUCAGGGUGGUCU
Messenger RNA from Hyaloscypha bicolor E, 949 nucleotides. RefSeq lists its product as uncharacterized. Lineage: Eukaryota; Fungi; Ascomycota; Leotiomycetes; Helotiales; Hyaloscyphaceae. The coding region runs from base 179 to 808 and encodes 209 amino acids. The record is from RefSeq and is a predicted model, not a curated record. The transcript is spliced from 2 exons.